This is a messenger RNA of Papilio xuthus (Asian swallowtail), 378 nucleotides long. The record is from RefSeq and is a predicted model, not a curated record. NCBI's taxonomy places the organism in Eukaryota, Metazoa, Arthropoda, Insecta, Lepidoptera, Papilionidae.
ACAGAUAUAUCUUAACUAGAAAACACAUCGAGAAAUACAACAAAAUGUCGUCUACAACGGUUAAAUUUGCAGUAUUCCUAAUUGCCCUUUGUUUAAUUGAAUCGCUAAACGCUGCAGCGACACGCACAAGGAACGUCCGAGACGUGGAAAAUUCUGAGGACUCAGAAGCUACUGCGAUAAAGCCAAGAGGUGCAGGAGCUGGUUCAUUCGAUAUCACAGAGUUCUUCAAAGACUUCAAAUCUAAAGCAGACAUCGCAAAAAUAUUCGGCGGACUUAUAUUGAAAUCAAAAGGCGGCGAUAGUCCAUUGAAACUGUAAUUCUAACAUAAUACCUAAAAUAACGUUAAUGUAAAGAAAUAAUAAAAAUUCAAAGCAUUAA